Messenger RNA from Calypte anna (Anna's hummingbird), 3345 nucleotides. RefSeq names its product cadherin related family member 3 (gene CDHR3). The record is from RefSeq and is a predicted model, not a curated record. The coding region runs from base 1 to 2526 and encodes 841 amino acids. Lineage: Eukaryota; Metazoa; Chordata; Aves; Apodiformes; Trochilidae. The transcript has 19 exons. Gene Ontology annotation, biological process: homophilic cell-cell adhesion. Gene Ontology annotation, molecular function: calcium ion binding; cadherin binding. Gene Ontology annotation, cellular component: plasma membrane; catenin complex.
AUGAGGGACAGGAUCUUAAAAACGACGGAGAUCGUGUUCCUUCUCAUUUUGCUGGGAGUAGUAUCUGGAAGAAGAACCCAGUUGCUACAGGGCUUACCUGCAACAAGCACUGUUGAAGAAAAUGCAGCAGCUGGUGUUUCCAUUCAUACCUUUACUGUAAAUGCUUCUCGAGGUGUUGUAAUGCUUCCUACCAUAGUGAAUUCAAAUCCAUUUACAGAAGCUUUUGGAAUUGUACCAAAAGGAGGUUUUGAAUACGAGGUUGUUACCACUGGAAACCCUGUCCUAGAUUAUGAAACUAUGCCAAAGAGCUUUGAUUUACAGAUUUUGGUUACAGACACAACUGGGAGAAGUGACCUUAAGAUACUGACUAUCCGUGUAACAGAUAAAAAUGAACGUCCUGUAUUUCGAGGAACUACAGCAAUUCAAACUAUCUAUAUCUUGGAAGGAACACCUCCAGGACCCAUUUACCAAGUUGAUGCAGCUGAUCCUGAAGAUGCUGAACUCAAAUAUUCACUACUCUCUUCAUCAGUGCCAUUCUCCAUCAUGGAAAGUGGAACCAUUUUUUCCACAAAAACAUUUGAUUAUGAGAAAUAUCCACAUAGUUACGUUUUAAGUAUAGCUGUGACAGAUCCAGAUGGACUCAACUCGACUAAAACAGUGAACAUAAAUAUAAUUAACAUCAAUGAUGAAAGACCCUACUUUACCAUAAAACAGAAUAUCUACAGGAUUCCAGAGGAGCAAAGCCCAGGCACUGUUGUUGCCAAUAUAACAGCUAAAGAUCCUGAUGAUGGAGACUCUCCUGGCAGACUUUUCUACAGCAUCCAGUCUUCUAACAGAUAUUUUUUCAUAAAUCCAUCAACUGGAGUGUUGCAGGUGACUGGGAGAAUAGACCGAGAUGCCUCUCCACUGAGGCUCCAUCCUAAUGUCUCAGUGAUAGUCCGGGUGAAGGACAGUCCCAGAGGUGGUCAUACCAGUGAAAUAGCAAUCACAAUCAUUAUUGAUGACAUCAAUGACAACCCACCAGAAUGCAAGCACUCUACCUUCAGGAAAGAGGCAAAUGAAAAUAUGGCUGCUGGGACACCUCUUCUUGGUCUUAGAAAUUACUGUAAAGAUAUUGAUGUUGAUCCAACAAACAAUCAAUUUAAUUUCACUGAAUUAUCUGGUUUUGGAAGCAAUAACUUUGCUCUGGACUCCGCUGCAUCUGGAAAACUUGUGAUGACUAGAACUAUUGAUUUAGAAAACACAACUAAUCUAGGAGUUGAAGUCUAUCCUUUGACUGUCAGGGUACAGGAUAUUGCCCGUCCUGACUACUCAGAUAUCAUCUACAUUUACAUCAGAAUAAAGCCAGUGAAUGAAUUCUUUCCAGUUUUCAACAACUUAUCGUAUGAAUUUAAUGUUCCAGAAACUACUAAAGUUGGAUCCAGUAUUGGAAGAGUAAAUGCCAGAGACAAGGACUGGCCGCCCAGUGUCAUCACUUAUUCCAUUGUUGGUGGAGGAGGCACUAGAGAUUACCCAAAUAUCUUCUGGAUCAGCCAAACCAAAGGAGAUGUUAAGAUUUUAGCUAGAUUAGACUAUGAAACAUCUCGAAAACACAUUCUCACAGUACAGGCCUCAGACCAGGAGAAGACUGCAACAGCAUCUGUAACUGUCAAUAUUUUAGAAGUAAACGAUGAAGAACCUGUUUGUUCACCCAACUUCUAUUCAUUUCAAAUCCCAGUCAGUUUAGCUGUUGGCACCAAUAUUAAUGGCUUCAGGAUAGAAUGCCAAGAUCGAGAUUCUGAUCCCAGGUCUUUCCGUUACUUCAUUAAUGAAGGCAAUGUGAACAACCAUUUUACCUUUUCACCAAGUGCUGGCUCCAACACAUCUCAACUGAUUCUUGCAUCAGGAUUUGACUAUGAGAGUGGGCUUGAUACUAACUGGAUUUACAGACUGAGUGUCUAUAUAACAGAUGACAAUUUGCUAUCUGCCAGGGACAGAACUACACACAUAACUAAAACUGGAACGGUGUCUUUAAGAAUCAGAGUUAUUCCAAACCCAACUACUGUCAUUACCACAACGCCUGGCUUCACUGUUGUGACGAGAAGGGAAAACCUCUACUCUGAGUCGGCGUGGUACGUGCCGUUUGUCAUCACCCUCGGCAGUUUGCUGCUCCUCGGACUGCUUGGGUACCUGGGGUUCCUGCUGGUGACCUGGGUCCGCACACACUGCCCUCCAGCAGCCAAAGCAGACAGCAGGAAUCUGAUAAAAGUUCCAGGAAAGAAGAAACCAAAGAAAGAAGUAGUUUUGACAAUGACAAAGCUGAACACUGUCUUUGAUGGAGAAGCUAGAGACCCAGUUACGGGCAAAAUGUACGAAUUCAAUACACGGUCAGGUGCCCGGAGGUGGAAGAAGAGCAAUGAGCCUCUUCAGCCAGCAUCAGACCUGCAGGCAACAUCCAGUGCCACAGGUGGUAGUGGCGAAGGGACAGACAGAUCAGAGGCAUCAAGCAAAAAAAAACCUUCAGAGAAGAAAGAGCAGACUAAAUAGAAAAAGCAAGCUGCCAAGCCCAUGGAAGAUUACAAAAGCAGAAAGAGAAGUCUGAGGACAGGAUUUUACCCUCAUUAGCCUCCCAGGGCAGAUACUGACCUCCUCUCCCAAAAUGAACACUGAGUUGCCAUUAAAGCAGAGUACAUAGAACUCCAACUCAGCUCCCAAACUACCCCUGCUCUGAACAGCUGAAGAAUCAGAUGUGAUUUUCUCUCUAUAUAGCUCAGCUGCAAAACAUAAGGUAGCCAUUGCUGUGUAAGCUGAAUCCAAAGGCAGAAGCUAGACUUACCUUUGGCAGGUGCAGAUAAGGGUGGGAGAGAAAGAUAUGAAAGGGGGAGAAGAGGAAACAAAAGCAGAGUCAUGGACAGAAGCAUCUGUUUCCCACUGCUCCAAGGUUACAGACGCUGGCAGUUUCCUCCUGGCAGAGCUCUGAACUGACACAGACACAUCCUCUGACUACCUUUGGGGCAUCAUACACCACAGACAUGCUUUGUCAACAGUGAAUGGGGUCUCCUGACUCUGCUGGGUAGCAAAAUGGGUGAAAAGCACAUCAGGGUUGAAAAGUUUGUAGGUAAAUGCCAAAAAUAUUGCCUUUUCAUUAAGUAUUUUACUUCAGCUCUUCUUCGUCCUUCCAUUUUGCUGUAGAAAAAUGGAAGCACAGCUUGAAAGCAGUUUUGGAGUGCAGAAAAGCUGCAGCUUGUUAUGGCAUCUCAGGCUGUCAUGCCAACACUUUCAGGUGAUUGGUUUUUUUCUGCACACUAGAAGCGUUCAGUAUCUUCACCUUUAGUAUUUCCUCUGGCUUAUUUAAUGCUUUACAGA